UCUCAGUUGUUAUUUAUACUUUCCCUUUCUCUAGCUCCUUUUUUAUCUACUCAAUGUCAAACCCAGUUCAACUCUCCACAGACCAUUUGCCUUCCGAACCUCUCCUUAAACCCGAAGCGUUUGUCGACGCCAAUGCCCAAAACCAAUCGGCUGAGUGGCCAAAAUCUCCCAAUGGCGCCCAACCCGAGACACCGGCACUAGGCCCGUACAACUCGCCGUCCUCGGCAGAGCCCAAGGUGAAGCGGCGCGUCGUGGCGCCGAAAACUUGGUUGCCAGCUGGAUGGUUGGUCGAAUAUAGGGUUCGGAGCUCAGGUGCCACAGCUGGAUUGGUUGAUAAGUAUUAUGUUGAUCCAUCCUCGGGCCGAAAAUUCAGAUCGAAGAAAGAAGUGCUUUACUUUCUAGAAACUGGAAUGCUCCAACCUAAAAGGAAGAAAGGAACAGAGACUCCUGGCAGUGAAGAAGUUUCUACAGGGAUCUCUGCUGGCAACAAACAGAAGAAGUCUGAUAAAAAACCAAAGCCAUUAAACUUUGAUUUCAGUAAUGUGCCGGAGAAAGUUGGUUGGUUGUUGAUGAAUGCCUCUGCAGACUCAUGGACUCCCUUCCUUGGGGAUGACCAAGUGCCUGAAUCUACUAGACAAGAUUGGACUGCUGCAUUUACUUCCCUAACACCCAGCAAAAGCGAUCAAGCAAUGUUUGAAAGACAUUCUACAUCUGAUUAGAUUCACUGCACCUUUAAAUGCAUGGUUUCGCACUGACCAGGAAUAUGCGUUUCUUGUUCCAGCUCCAAUUGUUUUAGUAUCAGCUCUAAUCACUCAUGUCUUAUUAUCUAUACUUGGGCUCAUUUCACACAGCAGCCAGGCUCAACAAGAGUUAGGAGACCUUUCUAGUUAUAGUUAUAGGUUUCUUACACACAUGCAUUUAUUCUUUGUUAUCUUUGCUCUGAUUUAUAUGUACAUGUAGUUAGAUGUUCCUUUCAAAAUAGCUUUGUUCUUUCAAAACUCAGAAUAGAUGGUUUUGUUUCAAUUUUUAAAAAAUAAAAUGUAGAUACUUUGUUAUUUGGUUUCUUAUGGAUUUGCUUUUCUUGUUUCAGCAUUGCAUUUCUCGUUACAAUUAAACUGUGCAUCUCCUUUUGUUUCAGCAAUGAUUUUAGAAAUCUGACAGUGGA
Molecule: messenger RNA, 1165 nt
Organism: Durio zibethinus
Lineage: Eukaryota; Viridiplantae; Streptophyta; Magnoliopsida; Malvales; Malvaceae
Product: methyl-CpG-binding domain-containing protein 5-like
Molecular function (GO): DNA binding
Source: RefSeq, a predicted model, not a curated record